Molecule: messenger RNA, 1437 nt
Organism: Knipowitschia caucasica
Lineage: Eukaryota; Metazoa; Chordata; Actinopteri; Gobiiformes; Gobiidae
Source: the annotation of a GenBank genome assembly
AUGGAAGACUUUGACCAGAGUUCUGCUGCUGAGAUCAUCAAAGAUCGUCUGUAUUUCUCGGCUCUGAGGUCGAAGCCCAAGAACACGGCUCUGACUCACUUCUUCAGCUCAGACGAGGAGUUUGUCUACGAGAGUUUUUACUGUGACUUCGGGCCCCUGAACCUGGCCGCUCUGUUCCGCUACUGCACCAAACUGCACAAGAGGCUGAAGUCUUUGACCACGUCCAAGAAGAAGUUGGUGCACUUCACGAGCCUCGACCCCAAGAAACGAGCCAACGCGGCCGUGCUGCUGGGGGCCUACGCGGUCAUUUAUCUGAAGCGAGGCCCAGACGAGGUCCACAGGAGUCUGCUCUGUGCCAACAACUCUCCUUUCAUCUGCUUCAGAGACGCAGCUGUGGGCGACUGCGGCUUCGACCUCACGGUGCUCGACUGUUUACGAGGAAUACACAAGGCGGUGCAGCUCGGCUUCCUGGACUUUGACAAGUUUAACAUGACGGACUAUGAGCACUACGAGAGGGUGGAGAACGGGGACCUGAACUGGAUCAUUCCUGGUAAAAUCCUGGCCUUCAGCAGUCCGCACCAUCGCAGGAGGAUGGACAACGGUUACCCGCUGCACUCGCCCGAGGACUACAUCCCGUUCUUCCGUCAUCACGGCGUCUCAGACGUGGUGCGGCUCAACACGAAGCUUUACGCCGCGCAGCGGUUUGAGAGCGCCGGCUUCUCACACCACGAGCUCUUCUUCUCUGACGGCUCCGCCCCCUCGGACCUCAUCCUGCGCAGGUUUCUGCACGUGUGCGAGAGCGCCCCCGGAGCCGUGGCCGUGCACUGCAAAGCGGGGCUGGGCAGGACGGGCACUCUGAUUGGAUGUUACCUGAUGAAACACUUUAGCUUCAGUGCGGCGGAGGCCAUCGCCUGGUUGAGGGUGUGUCGGCCCGGAUCAGUGAUCGGACCUCAGCAGAACUUCCUCCUGGAGAAGCAGCGGUCCUUGUGGGUUCAGGGAGAAGUGUUUCGCUCCAAACAGAGGCAGCAGGAGAAGAGACAGAUCAGGAAGCAGCAGCUGAGACAAGACAGCGGCGCGGCCAAUCACAGCGCAGCCACAGAGCACAUGUCCCGCCUCCUCCCCGCAGUGGACCACCUGUCAAUCAGCGACGGCCUGCACAAGUCCAACAGCUACCACGAGACGUGUGAAGACAGCGGCGUCUCUCAGGGCGACAGACUCUGUGCUCUGAAGGGAGAGCGCCCACGACAUCACAGCAGCAGCAGCAGAGACGCUGGUCUGAGGCUGAACGGAUCCACAGAGUCCAGCUCCAUCCUCCCUCUGGUCAAGUCCAAAACCCUUCUGCCCUUCUCCUCCUCCAGGACGGUCCGACACCUGUCCCCCGCUCACAUCAGGAGCCCCUUCAGCCUCUUCAGCGGCCGCCCCACACUGACCUGCUAA